UCAUGAAUCCACUUCGAAACCACACCUUCGACAUGCCACAGAACUGCACAGAAACUACAUAGGUCAAAACGUUGAACUCGCAACGACAAGAGGAGCAGUAGGAGGGUGUGCCUCUCCGUAGUGGUGGUGAGAAGCCUUCCACCGACCGUAACCCCUGGCAAACCAGACUUGGUUACUUUAAUUUGUCGCCCCUCAGUGAAAGUAACGUAAGGCAGUCCUGUGACAGUCCAGACUCAUUGAGUGAUUUUUUUUUGCCUUUAGGGAAAGGCAGAAGAAGACUGGUUCACGAAGUCUCUCUCUUUCUCUCUCUCGCCUUGGGUCUGCAAAACGUUCCAGUUUAUCCAAGUUCAACUCUGGAUUUGUAAACGCAUUCAGUUGCCAACAUGGGGGAUGUAGUCUCAACACACCUUGAUGAAAGCAGACGGGAGCUUAUAACUGCGCGUACAGGAGAGGUGAUUGGCGAGUUUGGCCGUCUGUACGAACAGCAGUAUGUGGUGGCCCUGUUCAACAAAGUCCGCUUUGAUAUCGAGGGGGGAGGGGCGCCGCAGUCACAGCUGCUCCGCCGCAAGGUUCCCCUGCAGGAUAAGUCCAUCUUCUCGGGCACGUUGUUCCAGUACCUGGAGGAGAAUAAGAAGUGGAGGAAUCGAUUCCUCUUCAUCCCCGACUCUUAUAAUGUCAGCUUCUAUGACAGCAAGGCGAGUUUCGAGAAAGGUCAUCACCCCAAAGGGUUCAUCAGCUGUGCUGGGUAUCGAGUGCUGACCUCUAUGGAUGAGUACCUGGAGCUACUGGGGAACCAGCUACCAGGUGUCAAAGCGAAGUCCAGCAGCUCUCCGUACCUGAAGUGCCCCACCCAGUUCCCCCUGAUCCUCUGGCACCCCUACGCCUGUCACUACUACUUCUGCCUCGUGGCCGAGAAGGACCAACAGAAGUGGAGCGCCGUCUUUCAGGACUGCGUCCGACACACUAACAACGGACUGUCUGAGGAGUGCAGGGUCCAGACUCCAGCGUUCACAGAUGCAGUGCGACUCUAUCGUCAGGCUCACGGCCAAUACGGAACCUGGGACAUGAUGUGUGGCACUCCCCCACAGAUCCUGGCUAACCUGGUGAUGGAGACACUGCUGCCUGAGCUGAGAGACCUCAUCUCCCCCCGGCUGAAGGGCAAGCUGCAGGAGAGGCAGAGGAGCUGGAUGCUGAUCUCGGAUGCGGUCUACAAGCUGGUGCAGUCCCAGGCCAAGGCCCAGUACGAGGCCAUCGUCCAGAGCUGUGAGGUGGGCAGCCCUCCCAUAGAAGCCUCCCUACGCACUGACAUGGACCAGAUCAUCACCUCCAAAGAGCACGUCACCAGCAAAAUCAAAGGUCUGGUGGUGCCCAAGGCGGAGAAGCUGCUGAAGGUGAGCAUCCAGCCGUACAUCACCUCCAUCCUGGAGGCCCUGAUGGAGCCCACCAGCCGCGGCUUCUUCGAGGUGCGAGACAUCUUCUUCCGGGAGCUGGUGGACAUGAACAAGAACCUGCUCAACCAAGGCAGCAAGGACAAGCUACGUGAGCACAUGGAGAAGAUCUCGAUGUUGGCGUUCCACCCGGUGAAGAUGCAGAGCUGCUAUGAGAAGGUGGAGCACCUGAGCCUGGAGGGGCUUCAGCAGCGUUUCGACGUCUCCAGCCCCUCCGUCUUCAGCCAGCGCGCACAGAUACUCAUGAGAGAGCAAAUGGAUGAUGCGGUGUACACCUUUGAGCAUCUGCUUCACCAGAGCCUGGAGGGCCAAGAGGGGGAAGACCUGACCAAGGUCAUCCAGCGCUGCCAAGACCGGGUCAUCAAGAAAUUUGACUAUGACAGCAGCACGGUGCGCAAGAGGUUCUUCAGAGAGGCUCUUCUGCAGAUCUUCAUCCCCUACAUGCUGAAGCAGCUCUCUCCAUCUUGUUCUCCCGAGCUUCCCCACUUCCAGGAGCUGAUCUUUGAGGAUUUCUCUCGCUUCAUUCUGGUGGAGAACAUCUUUGAGGAAGUGGUCUUGCACACGGUCAUGAAGGACAUCAUGAUGGCCGUGAAGGAGGUGGCGGUCCAGAGGAGGCACAACCUGUACCGGGACAGCAUCGUGCUGACCAACAGCGACCCCAACCUGCACCUGCUGAGCGACAACGCGCCCAUCGACUGGGCCUCCGAGUACGCCAAGGAGGAGGAGCGGGAGCGCGAGCAGGCGGGCGACGGGGUGGACGGCAGCGGCGGUGGCGGUGGUGCCAAGCAGGCCAACGCUGAGGAGAACAACAAGGAGGACCCAGAGGCCUACAGGAGGCGCAGGAUGAAACAGGUGGUGUCCAUGAUCCAGGUGGACGGCGUGGGGCUCCCCGACUCCUGCCUGGAGAUACCUGGCGUUGAGGAUAUCCCCGAGGAGGUGGAGGAGGAGGAAGAGGAGUCUGCAUCUGCAUCUGCGCCUGCAUCCCCUGAUGUCACAGCUAAGAAGGUGCCCAAUGGAACCUCCAGUCCCGCCAGCAGCAGCAGCAACAACAACAACAGCAGCAGCAGUACUGACCACAACAACAGCUCACCAGCUCUGGUCAACGGGAACGAUCUGAAAGCGGAGCAGGCUGCCAUCAGCGUGGUGGUUGAGCAGAAGGAGCAGAGCGGUCCACCUGCACCAGAGGAGGUGUCGGCCCCACGUGAGGAGGAGGUGGCAGCCCCACAGGAGGAGGAGGUGAAGGAGUUAGAGGUGAAGGCCGUGGCAGCAGAGACGCCGGCGGCAGACCUGGCAGUGGCGGACGCCAUUCAGGAGAUCGAAAGGGCCGUUCUGGAGGAGAGUGAGGAGAGCGAAGCACCCUCCACGAAACCGGAGGAGGUGGCGGCAGCAACAACAGUUACACUGGAGGAGCCUGUUGUCAAAGAGCAGGAGCAGAAGGAGUGUUCAGCAGCCGUGGCUGAGACUCCAGCUGCUGCUGCUGCUCCCACCGCCGCUAUCUCCACGUCCCAGGAAGCCCAGAGCACACCUCCUCCUCCUCCUCCAGCUGAGGAGGCUGUAGCGUCACCAUGCCAACAGCAGGGGGAGGCAGAGAGCAGCCCGGAAUCUCCUGCUGUGUCAGAGCAGCCCGCUGUGGCGGAGGAGCAGCCCACUGCUGCUGGUCAAACGGAAGACAGCGGCAGCCUGCAGCCAGCACCAGCUCCUGAGGUAGCAGCAGCAGUAACCACAACAACUGAGGCCGACAAGGAACCAGCUGCCCCCGUUCAAAUAGAGGAGGAGAAGCAGAGUGACACUAUAGUGGUAGCAGCAGAGGACUCUGGGAAGGGACUCAAUACAGAUGCUGUCCCAGCCAAUGAGAUGUGAGACUUGUUGUUUUUGUUUUGUUUUGUUUUGAACGAGGCCAAAGCAAAGAGGUUUUGGAACAAUGUUGUUUGGGUCGAUUUGUUUUCUGGAAGGGGGUGCGUGGGCACGCAGAAUUAUAAUUGUUAUUAUCAUUUUUUUAGUUAUCGUUUACUCUUGUUGAAAUCUGUUGGGUUUCAGCCCUCUAUUUAUAUCUCUAUCAAGCAUCUUCAGUGGAGGCUUACCAACCCGUCUCCAGACUUCUCUCUCCUCCACUCCAUGCAUCCUCUCUUCUCCUGUGACCACUGCUCUCCUUUUUUUCUCUUUUUCUCUACGCACUCUGCCAUGCUGCAUACAACCUCCUAGCUGAUAAAUUAGGGUCUGUUAAAGAUCAAGGGACCAUCCACAUAUUCCAAUGUCCAAUGUCCAAUGUUCCAAUGUUCCCGAUGCCUCCAAUGUUCCCGAUGCCUUACUGACAAUAUCCUGAAUGGUGAAACCACUCACUUUUAAACACGUAUAAUACCUGACCUGCACGUGAAAACUGGUCAGCAAGCACACUAUGCAUCACUCUAACCCAAAGCUAACAACACUGUCUUUUUUUUUAUUUUUUAAAUCAUCAUGAUGAACGGUAAACUUGUAUUUUUUUCACACACCCCAGUUGGCUGGUGCGUCGGCGAUGACUCACUCAGCAGACAAUUUAAAAAAACUACCGCACACUGACCAUGUCGGUGUUUUCUUUACUACACAAUGUUUCGGUCUCGUCCCGGUCCUAGACCGAAACAUUGUGUGAAACAAAACAGCAAAGUGGUCAGUGUGCGGGAGUUGUUUCAAAUCAUCUUGAUGAGCAAUCCUGAGUUACUUGUGUUUUUCAUAAAAAUGUUUUCACUCUUUGUCCGAUAUGGUGUUUUGUAAAUACGAAAUUAUAGGUUUGUUGGCCGUUUGUGAUUUCUGUGUUUUCCCCUUCUUUUACAUAUGUUCCCUUAGUUUGAGCAGGAAGGCUAAGAUAUUGUUUUCAUUCCCAUUCUCUUUGAUUUGAUCGCUUUGUGUGUGUGUGCCUGUGCGUACGUGUGUGUGCAUGUGUGUGCGUGCGUGCGUGUGUUUUCUCUCAACAUGUAGCCCUCUUUACCUAUUUUUCUGCACUGUGUUUCUAGCACAUGACAAAGUGCUUCACUACAUCAAGGUGGAGACUGAAUAGAAACGCAUGCAAGGGGGCGGGGGGGAAAAAGUAGAAAAUGACUUUUAAAGGGCAGGUGUCUGUAUUUCAAAUUGAAAUGACAAGCUAUCAAAAGGAUUUUGGUGUGCUAAAAACAUUACAAUCAGUCUAUGCCUACCCAUGCUCAUUCUAGGAAGUCAUUGUCGCGACACUACUUUUGGAAAUGUACCUGUAACCGUCCAUGGCUUGGCCCUGACUGCUCUAAGACUCUUUUUUUUAUUUAUUAUGUGCUGAACUGGCAUUGAAUUGUUUAUUAUUUUUAUGUUCCUCUUUUUAUGUCUAAUUGCCUUUUAAAUAUUAUUUUACUCGUUUAAAUGCAAAUUCUUCAUAAUAAAUCAUAACCAGUUUCA
This is a messenger RNA of Engraulis encrasicolus (European anchovy), 4847 nucleotides long. RefSeq names its product niban apoptosis regulator 2b (gene niban2b). The transcript has 15 exons. Bases 384 to 3308 code for a protein of 974 amino acids. NCBI's taxonomy places the organism in Eukaryota, Metazoa, Chordata, Actinopteri, Clupeiformes, Engraulidae. The record is from RefSeq and is a predicted model, not a curated record.